AUGGAAGAAGUGCAUGCACAGAACAGAGAGCUCAGCAACUGUCUGGACACAAAAAUUGCUAUUCAAAUGGCAGUGGAUGGAAUGCACAUUUCUGUAAAAGGACAUGCCUUGAAAGGCAUAAAAAUACGGCAUAUUCCCGGCCAGCACAAAAAUGUAGAAACUGAUGUAUUUGAAAGUUUAGAAAUUAUGGCUUAUGACAAGAGAAGCACCCCCAUGAUACGGUACAUAGUCAUGACAGCCAUUGAAAAUGAGCUAAACAAGCUGGAAGAGCCACUAAGGCUAUCCGUGCAUGUUUCUGUUCUUUCGUCAGGGAGAUACGCAGAAGGGGCUGUUCUGGCAGUUAAUGCAAUACUAUCGCACUUGGGUAUAAACACUGAAUAUAUAAUAGAUGGGUCAUGCAGCGAUGAUCUACUAAAGCAGGUAGUUAUCAAGAAUACACAUGGAGAGAUAAUAUAUGCAGUAGGCACAGGAGCAUUUAAUGAAUGA
This is a messenger RNA of Nematocida ausubeli, 486 nucleotides long. RefSeq lists its product as uncharacterized. The record is from RefSeq and is a predicted model, not a curated record. The transcript has a single exon. NCBI's taxonomy places the organism in Eukaryota, Fungi, Microsporidia. The coding region runs from base 1 to 486 and encodes 161 amino acids.